UAAAUAUUGAGGUAUAGUUAGAAAUAAUAAGUAUUUAAAAGAAAUGUUGGUAAUACUGAAUAGAACUAGUAACUAAUAACAUAACAUUAAAAAACAUAUUUUAUAAUUUACCAUAAAAAUAUAUGAUAAACUAUUUAUUAAUGUUUUACUUACGUCGUCAGUAGGAUCUACUGUGAUAGCAUUCCAUGGGUACCAACUACUAAUCUAUGUGAAAUAAUCCUAAAAAUAAUUGCUAAAAUAAGUGCAGUGAUAUUGUAUUAUUUUAAUACAAAUAAAAUAAAAAUACAGAGUUGAAAAUAUCUAAUUUUUGGUUUAAUGUUCGUCUAUUUUAAUUAUUAUUCACACAUGCUGAAUUAUUGAAACCGUUGAUUUGAAAGGAAACAUAAACAAAGCUAAGACGUAAACACAGUUAAGACUGUUCUAAAAAUAUUUAUACAAUUUGUAUUCUGUAUAAAAUAUUCGUAUUAAAAUAUUCCGCUAAUUCUGUGAUAUGGCAAAACAUCAUCCUGAUUUAAUUUUUUGCAGAAAACAACCAGGAGUUGCAAUAGGGAGAUUAUGUGAAAAAUGUGAUGGUAAAUGUGUAAUUUGUGAUUCCUAUGUAAGGCCUUGUACUCUGGUUAGAAUUUGUGAUGAAUGCAAUUACGGAUCUUACCAGGGUCGAUGUGUUAUCUGUGGUGGACCUGGUGUAUCUGAUGCUUACUAUUGCAAGGAAUGCACGAUUCAGGAGAAAGAUAGAGAUGGUUGUCCAAAGAUUGUAAAUCUUGGAAGUUCCAAAACUGAUCUAUUUUACGAAAGGAAAAAAUAUGGAUUCAAGAGAAGAUAAGAAUUGCUAAUAAAAAAUUUUAAUAUGUACAAAAUAUUUCUAGUAUUAUAUGUAGUAUUAUAAAUAAAGUAGUAUUAUAAAUAAA
Molecule: messenger RNA, 908 nt
Organism: Heterotrigona itama
Lineage: Eukaryota; Metazoa; Arthropoda; Insecta; Hymenoptera; Apidae
Source: the annotation of a GenBank genome assembly